Molecule: messenger RNA, 4620 nt
Organism: Uloborus diversus
Lineage: Eukaryota; Metazoa; Arthropoda; Arachnida; Araneae; Uloboridae
Product: 1-phosphatidylinositol 4,5-bisphosphate phosphodiesterase epsilon-1-like
Exons: 27
Biological process (GO): lipid metabolic process; small GTPase-mediated signal transduction; phosphatidylinositol-mediated signaling
Molecular function (GO): phosphatidylinositol-4,5-bisphosphate phospholipase C activity; guanyl-nucleotide exchange factor activity
Source: RefSeq, a predicted model, not a curated record
AACUUCAAUACAGCGAUGGAAAUUUUGGCUGGACUAAAGUCUGAGAAACUGAAGCCGUUUUGGCUUUCAUUGACUGAAAAGGAAGGCAUCAGUUCCUUAGAAACGCUUUCUAGAGCACUGCUGACGCUUGAGUUGUCUACUGAAUACCAAGCUGCAAUUAACAAGGCACUGUCAUCUCCUUAUAAUAGAGUUAUUCCCUUUUUUGGCUCCUUUCUUCGAGAAAUGCGAUCUAUUCUGAAGGGAAUACCAAGUCUUGUCGUUUUAGCAAAUGACGAUGAAACACGAUUGGAGUUUAUUUCUGAUUUUCAUGGUGAAGAUCAUUUCUUUACAAGAAUUGGAGUUGGUGGGCUUAUUAAUAUAGAUAAGAUUUGCAAAACUCACAGAGUUCUGGAAGGCAUCGAGUCUUUCCACAAUCAUGCUCAAGUACGGGAACAAUUAUUGGAUGGAUGCGACACAGAAACAGAGUUAAAAGACCGGCAAAAGCGUGUGUCAUCCAAAGAAAAUAACGGUGAAGAAGAAUGUCUGUAUGAAUUCCAAAUUGAACCAAACGAUCCAUUUGUGAGUUAUUUCCCUAUCAGUCCAAAAUGUGAAUGUUUCCAAAUUCUUCAAUUUCUUCACCACGGAUCGUCUAUCAUUCACAUGGACGAAGAUGGAUCACGUUCUGCUUUAGUAUACUUGAAGCUGGAAAGAAACAAUGGUACGUUGACUUGGUCCAAACCGCCUCUGACGACACUAAAAGGAGCAGGUUCUCCAGACUUUAAUUUGAAUACUAGCGUGUUUGAAUACAUAUCUACUGGCUUUCUUUUGAGAUAUGAAAAUACUGACAUUUCACAUAAUGGCUUAGAAGAAGGAUUCUUAGAAUUAUUUAGUGCUAAAGAAGUGAACGUAACCUCCUGUGAUACAAUAACUGCAGCUAGGCGUCAUGGAAUGCCAGAUGAUAUUGAAAGGUGCUGCCUUCGGCUUUUAUACGGGAACAGUCUAUCCGAUAACAGAAGUUUAGAGUUUUUUGGUCCUUCCGUAAUAAUCCAGUACUGGUACAAAGGAUUGGAAUUUGUAGUAGAAUCUCUGAAGAAGCAAAAAGCUUUGUGUGAUCGCAGAAUCAGCUGGCUGAAAGAAAAAUAUCUGAAUUUGUACUUCGAGGAGCUGAUAUGUGUUGGUCCCACACCAGCUGAUGCAAUUAAAGUUUUUGGUGGACGAAAAUGGACACUUGGUUCUCUAGGUGGCUCAUCGUCCUCAGUGGAUGUUUCAGGAUUCAAAAGAGUAGCUAGCUUAGGCGUGAACACUGGGAAGCUAAGGAAAAAGAAAUCUCAAACUUCUCUAGCUGCAAUUCGGGAUUGUAGCCCAAAAUCUCAAACGAGCUUAACUUCAGAUAUUAUCUGUGAAUAUUCCAAACAGAGUCCAUCUGUGAAGUCAAAACGUGCUCAUAUGAAAGCAAGUGAUGUGUCAGAUGACUCAGAUGUACCGCACCCCAAUCUUCCUAGCACAUCUUUCAGUUCCAGUCAUAGAGAAAAAAGCCACGCUGGAGAUUCCCCGCCAUUAGUUUUCUGCCCUGCCAUUACUCAUUCUAGCCAACUGGAUUUCAUCCAAUUUACAGAGCUUUUCCGAUCUUUUAUAGUUCGCACUAGAAAAGAUAUUCGCUCCCUGUUUGAACAGGUUGCAGUAUCAACUAAAGCGUACAGUGAUAGUCAUUCUGUAGACCAUGAAUCCUCUUCGUAUCAGUCUCUGUCUUCUUCCAAGAAAAUGUUAGGUCUGUUGACGCGGAACACUCCCCUCGACUUUCAAGAGGGCACUCAACACAAGCGAAUAUGUGAUGCAAUAGCAACUGCCAGUAUUGUAUCUAACUGUGCAGGAGUUGAUACUUCCAAAACUUUAGUUUUGGGGAAAGAAGAUUUUCAACGUUUUCUGCUUGAGCACCAGGGUGAACAUAAAACGUAUGAUGAAAUAGCUGCACUUGUUUUGCGUCACGAGCCGGACUCGGAGCUUCGGAAUAAGUGUAGCUUGUCUUUCGAGGGUUUUGCAAGAUUCUUAAUGGAUAAAGAAAAUUAUGCUUUUGUUCCAGAGACCGUUAAGCCAAAGACAGAAGAGAUGGAUCAUCCUAUGUCCUAUUACUACAUCGCAUCAUCUCACAACACCUAUCUUACUGGUCAUCAGUUAAAAGGAGAAUCUUCUGUUGAACUGUACAGUCAGGUUCUCCUAACUGGUUGCCGCUGUGUGGAGCUUGAUUGUUGGGAUGGUGAUGAUGGCAAUCCAGUCAUUUAUCAUGGUCAUACGUUAACUACAAAAAUACCAUUUAAAAGUGUCGUUAAUGCUAUAAGUAAAAGUGCUUUCAAGACAUCACCGUAUCCUGUAAUUUUAUCAAUUGAGAAUCAUUGUUCUGUGGCACAACAAGCUAAAAUGGCUCAGAUUUUUACGAACGCAUUUGGAGACCGUCUAGUCACACACUUUCUCUUCGAAUGCGAUUAUGGGGAUGAACCUCAACUGCCAAGUCCAAACCAGCUGAAAUAUCGAGUAUUAAUUAAAAACAAGAAGAUGCGUGCAGCUAUUACUCCUGCUCUUCCAAUGAAGUUGCAGACUUUCUUUUAGCAGGGAAAAUUAGGAGGUGGAAGAACCAACAGUAUUAUUUCUACAGCCAGCACAGGCUCUUUUAAUGAUGAAGAUGAUGACGAUUAUGAAGACGAUGAAGACGAAGAAUACAUCAUAGAUGAACAAGAAGACCGUCAGAGCUCAGGGACUGUCAGCAAGAGCGUUUCUCUGACUGCCCGAACUGAAUCUUUAUCCAGCCAAGAAGAAUCAUAUCGCGAUAAGACCGCUGCUUUUGCUGCCAAACAUCAUUCAGUACCUGUUGAAGCGGAAGCCCCUAUUGAAGAAGAGAAAAGUAAAAAAUCCAGCAGUCAAAUCGCCCCUGAGCUUUCGGAUUUAGUUGUCUACUGCCAAGCAAUUAAAUUCCGAGGCAUCAAUUCUAGUCCAACAAAUUCUGUAAAAGUUAAGAAAAUAAGUAGUCGUCGAAAUCUCCUCGCAUCAUCUGGUGGAUCCUCAUUACCUGGCACCCCACCGUUAUCAUACGACAUGAAAAUGGAUCAACCAAUUCCAAAACGUGCUUCAUCUGCUGCUCCAUGUUACCAAGUGUCAUCUGUUAAUGAAAGUACAGCCAAAAAACUGUGUAAAAGACAUCCAUUAACUCUUAUGGCUCAUUGUCAAACUCAGCUGAUGCGCACUUACCCAGCUGGAAUGCGGAUCGACUCUUCCAACUUCAAUCCUACCACUUUUUGGUCUUUCGGAAUGCAGAUGGUGGCUCUCAAUUACCAGACUGACGAUCCGUCUCUUCAUUUGAAUACUGCAAUGUUUGAACAAAAUGGUUCCUGUGGUUAUGUUCGCAAGCCUCGAGUGAUGUGGGAUAGAACACAUAUGAUGUAUGGUCGAUUCAAUCCAUGGGAAAAGUCCUUUGAUGGUUUUCAUUACUUAACAUUCUCAAUAACAAUCAUCUCUGGACAGUAUGUAUGCCCCAACGCAUUCAAUGGAAGUCCGCAAGUGGAAGUGGAAGUUGUUGGAAUACCUGCUGAUAGCAACCGAUGGAAGACAAAAGUAGUUCAAAGAAACUCAUUGAAUCCUAUAUGGAAUGAAAGUUAUCAGUUUCGGAUAACUUUUAGGGACCUUACAUUUAUCCGCUUCACUGUUACUGACAUCGGGUCCAACCAUUUGACAGCUCAAAGAAUUAUUCCAUUGGGAAACCUAAAGCAAGGUUAUAGGCACGUAAGACUUCGUAAUCUCCUGAACCAACCACUUCCUUUGUCUACACUGUUCAUUUAUUCUAUGUGCGAAGAAGAAUGUUUGGAGAUGGCACAAGCUUGUGCCUCUGAAUCUUCUACUCCUGGUCCUAAGAAAGGCAAAUCGAAAGACCAGGCUAAAGCAGAGGCUGCUAUUCCAAAGCCAGUUCCUGUUAAGCGAAAGAUGUUCUUCCUAGUCGUAUAUGGAGUACUUCCAGAUGAAUCAAGUACUAUCCUUAAAAUUACUCAGGAAAGUACAACUACAGAAGUAAUAGCUCAGGCCUUAAACAAGCGAAAUAGUCCCGAUUCAGUGAGUGAUUAUGUUUUGAUUGAAGAAGUACGGCAAGGAUGGGACAAAAAAGUCUCUGAUAAAUGUGCCAGCCGACGGUUUCUAGAUCGAGAUGAAAGACCUUUGGAAGCACAAGGAAAAUGGGUUGGUGAAGGAAAAUUCAUUCUAAAGAAACGUUCCGAGGCUGUGCUAAACCCUAAACGAGCACAAGAGCAGAGUAAAUUUAACAUAGGGGAACAGGCCCCCAUGGCGGCCUCAGGUGCAUCUACUGGUGCAAGAAGCAAGACGGGCUUACAAAGACAGAGGAGAUGCUUAGAUGAUGAUGAAACGCUGUAUAAUGCGCAACAAAAAUGGAAAAGGAAAGGCUGGCUUGAAACGAAGGAGAAAGAGGAAAAACCAGAUAGGAAAUCUAAAGCAUCUGCCUUAAGAAAAUUCCGACAGUCGUCAAAAGGAGAAGAAGAUGGACAAUUGAGGCAAGCUCAUAGUGAAGGUGAAGAUGAAACAAGAGAAAAUGCUGUAUUGAGAUUCAAGAGACUAUCCCUAAAGAAACUAAAGACCUGGAGAUGA